GCCCCGCCCACUCUCCCGCUCAUAAGCCGGAGAAACCCGUCACUCAUCAUCUAAGCAACGCCCAUUCUACCGUUCAUAGGCCGAAGCUCCCGUCACUCAGACACACCCGCCCCUGUGUCCCGCUAUUAGUCGAACCGACCCUUCGCUCAUUCACACACCCUCCUGCCCAUAGCUCGCAGCCCCGCCCAUUCUACCGUUCAUAGGGCGCAGCGUCCAGUCACUCAUCAACAAGCACCGCCCACUCUACCCGCAACUUGUCGGAGUGCCGUCACUCAAUCACCUUCUCUCCCUCCCAUAGGCCGCAGCACAGUCCCCGCCUUCAGCUGCCUCCCGCCCCCCGGCCACUCUAUUCAUCAUUAUCUGCUGCUCACACAGACUAAGCCACCAUGGCGGCGCCCAUAGAGAGCCAGCAACAUGGCGCCUGCCCCAUCUUGAUGCUGUCCUGUGUGUGUAUGACAGCGUGUGUACAGAUCAGGGUUCUGUCUAUGUAGCCUACAGAUCAGUGGCGUGCCAUGAGGUUAUUGGCUGGGAUUACACAGUAGUGAAGAAGACAUCCAAUGAGUGUGAGAUACUCAACAGCCAUCCCCGUGUGUCAGGAGGACUGAGUAGAACCCAGAGCCCCAUCCCAGUGCCUCCACCUCACUUACUGACACAUGAGAGACACAAUGACCAAAAGAUCCUGGAACUCACCAACAAGAUCAUUCAGCUGCUGACUGGAGAGGAGGGGGAGUAUAUAGAGGAACACAGGGGUCUGUACAAGGACGUGAUGAUGGAGAAUCACCGGCCCCUCACAUCACUGGAAGGACCCAGUAACAGAGAUAUCUCAGAGAGAUGCCCCCGUCCUCUGUAUACCCAGGACUGUACAGAGGAGUAUCACAGGAUCCCACAGGGGGAUCAGGGUGAAGCCCAAUUAAAUAAUAUUAAAAUCAAAGAUACAGAGGGAGAAGAAGAGACGUAUGUGACUGAUAUAAAGGCAAAAGACAUAGAUGGAGAAGAAGAGACAUAUGUGACUGAUAUAAAGGCAGAAGAUAUAGAGGGAGAAGAAGAGACGUAUGUGACUGAUAUAAAGGCAGAAGAUAUAGAGGGUGAAGAAGAGACGUAUGUGACUGAUAUAAAGGCAGAAGAUAUAGAAGGAGAAGAGACAUACGUGACUGAUAUAAAGGCAGAAGAUACAGAGGGAGAAGAAGAGACGUAUGUGAGGGGUGAUCAGCAGUGGAAGGAGGAGGAGAUCCCUACAGAUAUAAGCACAGCAGAUGGACACACAAGCAGGAAUCUCUCAGAAGGACAUCUAAUGUUAUCCCCGGAUUGUGACAUAAAAAAUAAUGACAGUAGACAGGAUUCUCCAGGAGAUAACCCCAUUACCCCAAUUAUACAUCCAGCUCUAUCAGCUGAUCCCUCUGAUCCUGGGAAAUGUUCUCCUGAUCACUCUGAUAUUGGUGCAUCUGUUACAGCUCUGAGAGUAGAUACAGUGUUUCCCUGUUCUAUAGAUGCCAAAUGUUUUACACAGAACACAAAGCGUAUUAACCCACACACAGGUAAGGCAGGUGAGAGGCCACUGACAUGUUCUGAGUGUGGGAAAUGUUUUGCACGGAAAUCACAUCUUGUUUUACAUCAGAGAAGUCACACAGGUGAGAAGCCAUUUUCUUGCUCUGAGUGUGGGAAAUAUUUUAGAUGGAAAUCACAACUUGUUACACAUCACAGAAGUCACACAGGUGAGAAGCCAUUUUCUUGCUCUGAAUGCGGGAAAUGUUUUUCCCAGAAAUCACAACUUGUUACACAUCAGCGAAGUCACACAGGUGAGAAGCCAUUUUCUUGCUCUGAGUGUGGGAAAUGUUUUUCCCAGAAAUCACAUCUUGUUAUACAUCAGGGAAGUCACACAGGUGAGAAGCCAUUUUCUUGCUCUGAAUGCGGGAAAUGUUUUUCCCAGAAAUCACCACUUGUUACACAUCACAGAAGUCAUACAGGUGAGAAGCCAUUUUCUUGCUCUGAGUGUGGAAAACAUUGGUUAAAUAAAUCAAAACUUGUUAUACAUCAGAGAAGUCACACAGGUGAGAAGCCAUUUUCCUGCUCUGAAUGCGGGAAAUGUUUUUCCCAGAAAUCACCACUUGUUACACAUCAGCGAAGUCACACAGGUGAGAAGCCAUUUUCUUGCUCUGAGUGUGGGAAACGUUUUACACGGAAAUUAUAUCUUGUUAGACAUCAGAACUCACACAAGUGGGAAUAUAUUUCCAUGUUCUGAGUGUGGGAAAUGUUCUGCACACAAAUCAGAUCUUAGAAACCAUGAGAGAAGUCACACAGGUGAGAAGCCAUUUUCUUGCUCUCAGUGCGGGAAAUGUUUUACACAGAAAUCACAACUUGUUACACAUCACAGAAGUCACACAGGUGAGAAGCCAUUUCCAUGUUCUGAGAAAUAAAACUUGUUGCACACAAUAGACAUCACUCAGGUGAGAAGCCAUUUUAAUCUUCUGGAGUAUACUCAUCAUUGCCAUGAAUUGUUCUUCAAGGUUCUUAUCCUAUCUUCUAUGCUUUUUGCAAUAUAAUGCUACCACAGGGUGAAAUAAUCAGAUGCUAUGUUCUCAUCUACCACUGCUAUACAGAUGACCUGUCUUUUGCUCUGGGUACUGAGAAACCAGUACCAAUCCUAAAUGGUUGUCUAGCUGAGCUCCAGGUGUGGGUGAUGCCAGUUGGCUGUGACUCAGUCCUGGUGAAACAGGUCCAUAUGAUAGAAGCUCACCAAUAAACGGCAGGGCUACAACUCAGCUUUACUACCAACCAGACGCUGCAUAACACCCAUUCUCUGUUCCCACCACCGGCUGCCUGUAAGAUGGUGACUCUAUUACAUAAUCUUACUGACUCUCCCAGCACUACAUGACCAGGGUCCAAGGUACCAGAAGCAGCUUCUGACUCCUUACUGUCCUACUUGCUUCCAUCUGCAGAUGGACUGUUACCAGCAAUACCAAGAAACCCCAAGCAGUGCUGAGAUGUCAGAGGGGAGACAGGGUGGGUGGCACUAUUGCUGUAUCGGUGGCACUGUCUGGGUAAUAUUAUCCCCAAGCAGAGCUGAGGGGGGUACUCAGGGUGGCUGGCAGUAGUGGGGACUGCAGGAGGCAGUGUCUGUGUGAGAAUCUUUUCCUCAAGCACAGUUAAGGUGUCAGAGGGGGAGACAAGGUGGUGGAAGUAGUGGAAAGGAGACAGGGCGGG
This is a messenger RNA of Pseudophryne corroboree (corroboree frog), 3201 nucleotides long. Its product is annotated as zinc finger protein OZF-like. The record is from RefSeq and is a predicted model, not a curated record. Gene Ontology annotation, molecular function: DNA-binding transcription factor activity, RNA polymerase II-specific; RNA polymerase II cis-regulatory region sequence-specific DNA binding. NCBI's taxonomy places the organism in Eukaryota, Metazoa, Chordata, Amphibia, Anura, Myobatrachidae. The transcript has 6 exons. Gene Ontology annotation, biological process: regulation of transcription by RNA polymerase II. The coding region runs from base 767 to 2239 and encodes 490 amino acids.